Talaromyces amestolkiae is the source of this 4908-nucleotide messenger RNA. RefSeq lists its product as uncharacterized. Bases 1 to 4908 code for a protein of 1635 amino acids. Gene Ontology annotation, molecular function: DNA binding; beta-glucosidase activity; zinc ion binding. NCBI's taxonomy places the organism in Eukaryota, Fungi, Ascomycota, Eurotiomycetes, Eurotiales, Trichocomaceae. The transcript has 6 exons. The record is from RefSeq and is a predicted model, not a curated record. Gene Ontology annotation, biological process: glucan catabolic process; DNA-templated transcription.
AUGUCUCCCUUCAUGAACAAUGCACGGCAGGGAGAGCUUCUCGUAGAUGAGCUUCUCUCUAACCUUACACUUGACGAAAAGGUUGCCGUUCUCGCAGGCAAGGACUUUUGGCACACGACACCACUCCCUGCUCAUGGUAUACCAUCUAUACGCCUCUCAGAUGGACCGAAUGGCAUCCGUGGCACAAGGAUCUUUGACAGUGUACGAUCUUCGUGUCUUCCUUGCGGAACGGCACUGGGUGCUACAUUCGAUACGGACCUGAUGUACGAACUGGGACAGUUGCAAGGACAGGAGGCAAAAGUAAAGGGAGCCGUGGUUGUCCUUGGUCCGACGCUCAAUAUACAAAGGGGUCCAUUGGGUGGUCGUGGCUUUGAGUCUUUUUCAGAAGAUCCGCUCCUUUCUGGCCUCUUGGCUGGACAUUAUGUCCGAGGCGUUCAACAUGAGAACGUUGCGGCGACUCUGAAGCAUUUUGUCUGUAAUGACAUGGAGGACGAGCGUAUGGCUGUCAACGUUCUCGUCACUAAACGUACUAUGCGUGAGAUCUACAUGCUACCUUUUAUGCUAGCCAUUUCCAUUGGAAACCCGCGGGCAAUCAUGACGGCAUACAAUAAGGUUAACGGCACACAUGUCUCGGAAAGCAAGGCAUUACUACAAAACAUCCUCAGACAUGAAUGGAAGUUUAACGGUCUCGUCAUGAGUGAUUGGUUCGGAACCUACAGCACGACGGAGUCGAUUCAAGCUGGAGUCGAUUUAGAGAUGCCUGGCCCAACCAGAUGGAGAGGGGGAGCCUUACAACAUGCUGUCAUGUCAAACAAGGUCACUGAGGAGCAGAUUAAUGACCGUGUAAAGCAUAUUUUCGACCUUAUCAACUAUACAAAAGCUUCUGGAGUCCCUGAGAAUGCUCCAGAGCAGCAUCUCAACCGCCUUGAAGACCAAGCACUUUUACGACGGGCAGCAUCACAGGCCAUCGUCCUUCUCAAAAACGAAGAUAACAUCUUGCCAUUUGCAAAGUGCAAGACGACAGCAGUCAUCGGACCAAACGCCAAAGUUUCCCGUUUCUGCGGCGGUGGCAGCGCAUCCCUUCUCCCAUACUAUAGCAUUUCACCGUAUGACGGCAUUAUAAAACAGUGCGAGUCCGUUAUCUUCUCACAGGGCGCCAUGGACCAUCAGAUGCUGCCGCUGUUAGGUGAAUCUCUCAGGACGAAGUGUGGUCAACAAGGUUUUGAGUGGAGAGCAUACAAUGAACCCACAACUACCCAAGAUCGAAAUCCAAUCGACGAGCGCAUCCUGACAGACUCAAACAUCUUCUACCUGGACUAUGAAAACGAAAAGUUGGCGCCUGUAUGGUAUUGCCAAACCGAAGGCAUCUUCACCCCUGACGAAAGUGGCCUUUAUGACUUUGGUCUAGGCGUGGAGGGCACGGGCGAGCUUUACGUCAACGAUACACUAUUGAUCAGAAAUGUCGAGAAUCAGAGACCAGGAGAGACUCUUUUCGGAUCUGGCACAGUGGAGGAAAUUGGCAGCAGAGAACUCGUUGCAGGCGAAGACUACAUAAUUCGAGUUGAAUGGGCCUGUGCCGCAACAAGCAAACUACCAUCGCGUGGUCCCGUGGGCGGUGGACACGGCGGUCUAAGAUUCGGUGCCUGCAAGAGAAUUGAUCCCGUUGAAGCCAUUGACGCAGCCGCAGAGGUAGCGAGAAAUGCUGAUCAAGUCGUGCUCGUUGUGGGACUAAAUGGAGAGCUAGAAUCUGAAGGAACAGACCGCAAGACUAUGGAAAUGAGUGUCUACACCAAUGCUCUCGUGUCCAAGGUGCUCGCAGAAAACCCCAAUACUGCGGUGGUAGUCCAAUCGGGGACACCGGUCGGCAUGCCGUGGAUAGAUGAGGCUAAGGCAGUUUGCCAUGCCUGGUAUGGCGGUAAUGAGACGGGAAAUGCUCUUGCGGACGUGUUGUUCGGUGAAGUGAACCCAUCUGGCAAACUGCCGCUAACGAUUCCACAUCGACUUCAAGAUAAUCCAACUUACUUCAACUUCCGAAGCGAGUUCGGGCGUGUUCUCUACGGCGAAGAGGUAUAUGUUGGAUACCGUUACUAUGAGAAGGUCGAUACCGAGCCUUUAUUCUCUUUUGGCCAUGGGCUAUCCUACUCCACCUUUGAGCUAGGUAAUCUGCAUGUCCACGGUGGUGAUAUUAUCGAGAUUACGCUGCAAGUAACAAAUAGGGGAUCCCGCGCUGGAGCUGAAGUUGUUCAAUUCUACGUCGCGCCGCCGUUGACGUGCCUAGUUGAACGCCCGGUGAAGGAGCUUAAAGCCUUUCGCAAGGUAUAUCUUGAAUCACAAGAGACCAAGCAUAUUACUGUAAAUUUGGAUGCCGUGUCCGCAACGAGCUACUGGAACGAAAGCCGUGAGAAAUGGUGCAGUGAGGCUGUGAUCCACAGACCAUCCUUUGAGGUGGACUUUAGUCUGUAUCGCGAUCCCCAGGAUGAGGACUUUGUCACAUUGAUCAUUUCAUUGUGUGCCUUUACAGUCGCUAUUUUACCUUCAAGGUUGCAAAAGUAUCGGGAUGCAUCGAGUCUUCUGCCAUUUGUCACGCGCACAGACAUGGUGAACCACUGCUACAAGCUGAACCAACAAUUUCGAAAUACAAGCUAUUUCGAUAGCGUUAGCCAUCAGAAAUGGGCCAGUUCAUUUCUUCUUGGCCUCGCCUUUCAGCAAACUGGUAACACCAAUCUUUGGCGGAUGUUUGAGGUGGAAGCUAUGCAAUUGUCGCGUCUACUCGAGGUACAUCAUAUUUCAAGCUAUAAGGGGCUCGAUGCCAUUGAAUGUCAGCUCCGAAAAAAAGCUUUCUGGUUGAUGUUUUACGGCUAUAUUCACCAAACGUACAGUUUGCGACAUGAACGGCUUGCGUAUCUCGACACCACUAUCCUGCGGCAUAUUAAUCUCGAAGAUCUUAUGCCUACCCCUGUGGAUGACGAGUUCAUCUCGGUCAAUGGUAUACUUCCGUGUCCCGAUGAAGUAGCUUCCACAUCCUUGACCGCAGGCUUCAACCUCCAUUCACGCAUCUUCGCCGCCGUACUUGAUCCGCCUUGUGCCAAUGCCAAACAGAGUUGUAUUUGCUGCGAAACAAAAGACCCUGUGCGACUGCUUGCUGCUCUCAAGGAUCGCCUGGCUCAGCUCAAGCAUAUGCUUGAUGAGGUAAAUCCUGCGUUCCAGCCUUGGAAGACCAACGCUGCGGGUACCACUACCAGUGCCAUCACUACGGAUCUUGACGAAGUCGCAAACACCCAACGCGAGGUUAUCCGAGCCAAUGUUCAUGUGACGCAUUUGUGGCUUCAGACAAUGCUCCGCGAAAAGAUUGAUGCACUUAUAGCUGCACACACACAAUCAGUCUCAUCAUCCCAAGGUGCCGCAGAUCUGUUGAAAUUCACUGCUCAAUUAACACCAGACACCACUUCUUGGGAUGAACGAGAAGCCAUCAGUUGUCAACUCUUGCACACUCUAAGAUCUUUCUCUCACUCGGUUCUAGAACCGAAUGGACUUUCUUUGUUAGCCGAUCAAAUGGAGCAAAAGCUGCGACAACCUGGUAUCUUCGGCCAACUUUGCUGGGACACAUACACCGUUAUUAUCCUCGGUUUCCCAGACCAGCCCGGGACCACUCGCGACGAUGUCCUGGCUACUCUGGAUAAGAGCGCGCUCAAGUUGCUCGAAGCGUACCCAUCGCUUGCUGGCCAAGUGAUCAAGACGGGCCAAACUGCCACCAACUCUGGCAAAUAUGAGAUCGUGCCUUAUCUGCCGCACCAGGGAAAAUCACCCGUACUCCGCAAAGACUGCACAGAGCUUUGUCCUGCGUAUGGGGACAUUGUCAAGGCGGACGCUCCCUUUGCUAUGCUGGAUGGCGGUAUUCUCUGUCCAGUCAAAGGCAUGGGCUACCGGUACGAGGCAGGCACCGAAUUGCCAGUCUUCAUCGCACAGGCCAACUUCGUCGAUGGUGGCAUUUUACUCUGCGUCGCCUCCAUGCACAAUGCCCUCGACAUGAAUGGUCAAGGGACUGUCUUGAAGAUGUUUGCUGCCGCAGGCAGGGGCGAGGAGUAUAAUGCGAAGUUGGUAGCAGCGGGUAAUCGGGACGCCGAUACGAUCGUGCCUCUUCUGAAGCCUGGGGAGCUGUCUGCCGAUCACGACUGCAUGCGUCGUGCCUCAACACUUAACGCCGCUCCUGGACCAAUGAAGUCUCCAAGACCAAUCGACUGGCACUAUUGGCGCUUUUCGGCGAAGGUGCUUGAAGACCUGAAAGAGGAAGCUUCAAGUGGACGCACCUGGGUUUCCACCAACGACGCUCUCACCGCUUUCCUCGUCCUACGCCUCACUGCAGUUCGCGUCCGCGAAGGACGAGUUGCAAAAGACGAGAUCGUUCAGCUGCAACGGGCGGUCGACUCCCGGUCGAUUCUGAAUCCUCCUGUCGAGGACGGCUACCUUGGUCACCUUGUCGCCCUCGCCGACACGACAUGGAAGACUGCACAAGAGCUCGCUGAUGCCUCAUUAGCCGACGUUGCAGUUGAAAGUCGAGAGUCACUCAAGAAGGUCGACGAUCACUUCGUUCGUAGUCUCGCCACACUAAUUAACAAUACCGAAGAUAAGACCACAAUCUUCUACGGAGCCCGCAUCAAACCCGGGAGAGAUUUCUUGUGCUCCUCGUGGGCCCAGCUUCACUGGCUAAACAAAUGCAAUUUUGGCAAGGGUCUUGGUAGCCCAGACUUCGUUAGGCGUGCACGCAUGUCGCCUGUCCCUGAUUUGACGUACAUCAUGCCAAAGAACCGCAACGGGGACAUGUUCGUUGCUACAUGCUUGUUCCACGAAGACUAUGUGGGACUGGCCAACGAUGAGUCUUGGAGGAAGCGGGCUGAUCUUACUGGCUAA